Molecule: messenger RNA, 1863 nt
Organism: Periconia digitata
Lineage: Eukaryota; Fungi; Ascomycota; Dothideomycetes; Pleosporales; Periconiaceae
Source: the annotation of a GenBank genome assembly
CUCCCUGCACCGCCACCCCCUCUAGAUCUGCAUCCAUUCGUGCCAGACCAUAUCAAAUCCUCCGGAUCCAAUCGACAUCAGGACAAUCAUAAUUCUACGAAAAUGGCCGCGGCAGUCGACGUGAAACAGCUUGCCGAGGAGUGGUUGCGACUGGACAAAGACGAAGCGACAAGAGAUGAGAUAUACAGGCUGCUUAACCAGGGCAAUCACGAUGAGCUAGGAAAACGACUCCGCAAUCGCAUCGCUUUCGGAACCGCUGGUUUACGAGGCCCCAUGCAAGCGGGAUUCGCGUGCAUGAACUCAUUGACUGUGAUUCAAGCAUCUCAAGGUCUAGCAGCAUACCUCCUAAAGACUGAGCAGCACGCCAAACGCAGGGGCGUUGUCAUUGGCCGCGAUGCCCGCCAUAACUCCGAGAAGUUUGCCAAAUUGACUGCUGCAGCUUUCGUUGCCAAAGGGAUCAAAGUUUGGUGGUACGAUAUCCCGACUCAUACCCCUCUGGUCCCAUUCGGCGUGAGGGAGUUGGACGCAGUUGCUGGCAUUAUGAUUACGGCAAGUCACAACCCGGCCCGUGAUAACGGCUACAAAGUGUACUGGUCCAAUGGCUGCCAAAUCAUCCCGCCGCACGACACUGGCAUUGCGAACGCUAUUUUAGAAAACUUGGAGCCAGUCAGCUGGGAUACUUCCGUGGUAGAUAGCCCAACUCUGCUGAUUGAAGGCUCGCUAGGUCUGGUACAAGACAAAUACCACAAGGCCAUCUGCACAGCAGCACAGCCAGGUGAACAACCAGGAAACCUUGGUCCAGGACUAAGAUUCGUGUAUACGCCCAUGCAUGGUGUCGGCCUUCCAGCGAUGGAGCGAUGUGCACAAGAUCUGGGGCUUGCGUCUCAGAUGAUUGUGGUAGAUGCUCAAGCGAAACCUGAUCCCGAUUUUCCAACUGUCAAGUUCCCGAAUCCAGAGGAAAAGGGGGCCUUGGAUCUAGCCAUGGCAACAGCUGAUGCGGCUUCGGUAACAUUGAUACUAGCUAGCGAUCCUGAUGCUGACCGACUUGCUGCAGCGGAAAAGGCAUCCGACUCGUGGCAUAUCUUCACCGGCAAUGAACUCGGCAUCCUAAUCGGCUCCUAUCUAUUCGAAAGAUAUCCGCAGUCGAAACCUCGGGACAAAGUGGCCAUGCUGGCAUCGACAGUCAGCUCUCGCAUGCUUCAUGCCCUCGCUGAAAAGGAGGGCUUCCAUUUUACCGAAACCCUGACGGGAUUCAAGUGGCUCGGAAACGUAGCGAGGGACCUGGACAAACAGGGCUACGAUGUAAUUUACGCCUACGAAGAAGCACUGGGCUACAUGAUACCGCAGACGGUCCACGACAAGGAUUCGAUAAGUGCCGCGGCAGUGUUCUUGACAGCAGUGUCGCACUGGAAAGGGCAAGGUCUGACGCCCUACGGUAAACUGCAAAAGAUAUACGAGCACAUUGGUUACUUCGAGGAUGCGAACACGUACCUCAUAUCCCCAUCCCCAGCUAUCACGACGGGCGUGUUUACGGAGAUUCGUGGACUGGGCGACCCGCACCCAACGCACAUCGGGACACGUAAGAUUGUGCGAUGGCGAGAUCUAACGGUGGGGUAUGACUCCAAAAGCAAAGACCACGUACCGGAUUUACCUGUUGACGCAAGCGCUCAAAUGAUCACCUGCGAACUUGAUGAUGGGGCGAGGUUCACGGUCCGCGGAUCUGGCACGGAACCCAAGAUCAAGCUGUAUAUUGAAAGUUCGGGAAAGAGCAGCAAAGAGGCCAAAGAUGGGGCGAAGGAGAUACAAGCCGAUUUGCUCAGAGAGUGGUUCAAGCCUGAAAAGAACGGGUUGGUUCUUGCGUGA